This is a messenger RNA of Amblyraja radiata (thorny skate), 846 nucleotides long. It is a transcript of the gene cfap126, whose product is annotated as cilia and flagella associated protein 126. The transcript has 5 exons. Gene Ontology annotation, cellular component: ciliary basal body. Gene Ontology annotation, biological process: cilium organization. Bases 92 to 796 code for a protein of 234 amino acids. Lineage: Eukaryota; Metazoa; Chordata; Chondrichthyes; Rajiformes; Rajidae. The record is from RefSeq and is a predicted model, not a curated record.
GAGCUGGGGGGAGAGAGUAAGGUGGAUUUGUUUGCAGAGUGGGGUACUCACCUGAUCUAACUCUCAGAUUUGCCAGUGCAGCUGCUCUCCAAUGGCCUACAGUUACCAUGCCAAUCAGUAUGAAGGAGCGUACAACCACACGCGGAUGACCAGCUGGACUGUUCCCAAACCUCGGGAGCAAACCUCCAAGAAACCAAAAUUUCGAGAAGGAUCGAGCUUCUUCAUUGCAAAUGACAGAGGAUACCUGGCGCCAGAUGUGCCCCGAUCGAAGGAGAAUCCCUGGGGAACAUUCCUCGGGACCUGGGACCUUCCCCAACACAUCCCACAGCCACGACCCAAUCUCACAGCACGGAAGCCCGCCAAUGCAGCCCAACUGAUCAAGCAGGUGAAGGCGUCGCCGUUAUGCCGAGCCAGCAACGGCUUUGGACUGCAGCCGAUGUUCCUGCACUGCAUGGAGCCGGCGUUGGAGGAUCAGUGCAGCCAAACUCAGGGCUCCCCCAACUCUCCUCUCCAGUUCCGCACUCGGAGCGGAGACCAGGAGGCAACCGCUGGAAGUGACGGGCCCUUCCAACGCACCGGGCGGCCUGGCCGGCCUGGCCCUGGGGGCACUGCAACCAGUCUCCCACAUAUCCGCCCAUCCCCUCCAGGGACGCAGGGGACCGGCAGGGGCCUGUCCUCUGGGAUGAGGGGUCACGGGCUGGACUGCCAAGAGUACCCACGGAGUCGGGAGCAGCCGGGGCGGGAGCCGGAGCUAAUCGCAUCGGCCGCCCGUUGCGGGAGCCCCCUCAUUGGGUGAAUUGGCGGGGUUAUUGUGUCCUGUACAAAUCUCUAAAUAAAAACACUGAA